Molecule: messenger RNA, 8760 nt
Organism: Sorghum bicolor (sorghum)
Lineage: Eukaryota; Viridiplantae; Streptophyta; Magnoliopsida; Poales; Poaceae
Exons: 7
Coding region: 1176-8360 (2394 amino acids)
Biological process (GO): defense response to fungus
Molecular function (GO): ADP binding
Source: RefSeq, a predicted model, not a curated record
UUAGCUGCCUCAGAUUUUAGCAAGGGGACGCCGCAAAGGUAUUCUCUCUUCUCUUGGCCGAAAUCCCAAUCCAAAAUUCUCCGUGAAAACGCCAAAUUCCCCAUCUCCCGCAGUCCGAUGCUCCUCCCAUCUAUGAUCUAUCCUCCUCGAUGGCUGCAGAUCGUGGGAAGCGUACUACGGAGGUAAUCCCUGGAGAUUGGGAUACGUACGUGCGGGUCCGAUGGCGGCGGCAUCUCCAAAGCCAGUCGCUGCUCUGCUAUUGCGAGGCUGGCGCUCUUUGGUGUUGGUGCUUGCAUCGGUCAAUCCAAUAUCGGAAAAGAGUCGCACCACCAACUGGAUUAGACAAGAACAAGAAGACACUGGAAGAAUCGGAAUGGCGGAUAAGCUGACUGUGGGCUCCGCUGUGACAAGUCGCAUAUGGAAAUGGAUGAGCCAAUUUCAGAAGGUAUGGGGAUUGGGCCUCAUUCCGUGUGGAACCCUAGGAUUGAAGAAUUCCAAUGGCCGGUGAGAAUUUCCUGUACUCCUCCCUCGGUGCAUACUAAGUGUUACCAAGUACCAACACAUUUGGAUGCAUCGAAGGUCUACAAGAUAUUUUCCUCGGGUGCAUCAUCACGAUUGGAUCAAUGACAGGAGCAAUGCAAAGUUCCAAACUUCCAACUGUCGGCCGGUGCUAGCAAAGUCCAACUGCGGCAUUUCCAAUACAAUGCCCACAUCGAAGAGCGGACAGAGUACCAAGCUCACCGGCGCGGCGCUAGCGCUCCCUCCGCCGUUGCUUCCCAGCUGAGCCUGUGCGUCCACCGCUUUGUGCUCCUUUUCAACCCCAACGAAGUUUCGUGUAGACUUCGGUUUCAAGGAAAGCUUGGCCGACAACAACAAUAUAUCAUGGUAUCACACUGAGUGGUGAAAAGCACGCUGUCAAAGCGAGAGCAAGUAAAGAGUUGUGAAAAUAAAACCUCUAAAUAUGUUCGAUUUCGUUUCAUAAAUCACAGAAGGUGCUUCGGUGGCAUUGCAAAAUUUCAAUCAUCGUGUUCAUCCAGCAGGUGCAGUUGUGGUCAACCCUGACACUGUGCUGAACCAUGCGUCACAUCUAGUUGUCCUCUGCUCCUGGAAUUUCAGAUCUCGCUCUAUAAAUCAAUGAAAUUCAGCAGCCUAUUUCUUUCCCGUCAUAUCUGACAAUGGUUGCGGUCGGGGAGUUGCUAGCUAAGCUCGCCUUCAACGCCACCUGGAACGAGAUUGCUUUGCAGCUGAAUUUCAGUAAAGAUUUGAAGAGCAUCAAGGACAACCUUUCCUUUGUCCAAUCUUUCCUUGAGGACGCGGAGAGACUGUCGUCAAGGUUGGAGAGCGUCCGUCACACGCUUAAGAAGCUCAAGGCUGCGGCUUAUGACUUGGAGGAUAUGCUGCUACUCUUCGAGUGCUGGACCACCCCUCACAAGGGUGAAGGCCUUGCGCUUAGCGCCAAGGCUAAAAAGGGGUUAGUUUUAUGCUUUGAAAGGUUGAAGAUGCCUCAUAAAAUGAGAAAAAUGAGGGAAACCAUAGAGGAGAUAGUAGAUCUCCAGAAUAAAUUCAACUUCAUCAAACACACUGGCAACAAUGAUGAAGAAGUAAUCAGGAAACGGGAGACAUUCUCAGAUGCUGAUGAAGUCCCCGUUGGGAGGAUGGAAGAAAAAGAAAGAUUAAUCAGUAUGUUGCAAACAGAUGACUCAAACUGCCUUAUUGUUUUUAUCUCUGGCUUUGCAGGAGUAGGUAAAACUACUCUUGCCCAGAUGGUGUUCAACGAUGAUAGAACAAGACAAUUAUUUGAAAUCCAAGCGUGGGUCUAUGUCUCUCUAAAAUUUGAUAUCAAUACCAUCGGUCAAUCUAUCAUCUCCCAACUGGAUAAAUCAAGCAGCCCUUCUGGUAUCCCCUUACAAGCUACACGUGGCCGACUGAAAACUAUUGUAACAGGGCAACGGUUUCUUAUUAUUCUCGAUGACAUAUGGGAAGAAGAUCCACAUGAGUUGGAAAAACUAUGGACAUUGCUGCGGGGUGCUAAAGCAGGCAGCAAGAUCAUUGCAACCACACGCAGUGUAAAAGUUGCUAAGCUAAUGAAUGGGAGUUUGACAAUAGAAUUAAGUGCUUUACCAGACAAUUACUGCUGGGAGUUGUUCCGAAAAAAGGCAUUUCCAUAUGGAAAGGUGGAUGUUGAUAAGGAAAGUAUAGGAAGACAGAUAGUCAUGAAAUGCAGAGGAAUGCCACUAGCAGCAAUUUCUCUCGGAUACCUUUGCCGGACAACUAAUGAAUGGAAAGCUAUCCUGGAUAGUGAUAUCUGGGCAGAAAAUGGAGAUGAUGGACGGUUACUCAAAGAUACGAAAGUGCUACCAUCACUGAAGCUUAGUUAUCAAUGCAUGUCUUAUCAUCUCAAGCUCUGUUUUGCAUAUUGCGCUAUUUUCCCCAAAGGCUGGUAUAUAGAGAAGAGUAGCUUGAUUCAGCAGUGGAUUGCCCUUGGAUUUCUUCAGCUCCAUGGCGAAUCGUUCACUGCACAACAAGCUGGAGAAAGAUACUUUGAGGAUCUUCGUGAAAUGUCUUUUCUUCAGGAUGUAGCUGGAAUGUCUCCAACCCCGUUUGCAAGAUAUAACAAACCUCGAGGUGUAUUAUUCCAGAUGCAUGAUUUGGUUCGUGAGCUUGCAAGAUUAGUUGCGGGUGACGAAGUUGUUGCCUUUGACACUAGGAAGCAAAAUCCUCCUACAAAUAUAGACAACUGUCGAUACAUGUUGCUCUCAAACUUAUGUAACUCAUCCUCAUCUUAUUGGUCUAUUCCUAGCACAUCAAGAGCUCUUCAUUUUAAGGAGUGCAGCAUUGUUCAGACUACUUUAAAGUCUCUAAUGGGAGCUGAAUUCCUACGUGUGCUGGAUUUUAGUGCAUGUGCUAUUUCUGAUCUACCUGCUUCUGUCGGCAAUUUGAGACUCUUGAAGUUCUUAAAUAUAUCUGGAAUGCAAACUGGUCUGCUGCCUAAGCCCCUGAGCUCAUUGCAUGGUUUACAAGCAUUGAACCUUUCUGAAAAUACUUGCCUUAUUGAACUUCCAAGUUACAUUUCUGAAUUUGUCAACCUACAAUAUUUGGACCUACAUGGCUGCUCAAAUCUUGAAGAGCUGCCACAGGGCAUUCAUAAACUCAAAGAGCUACUACACCUGAACGUAUCAAGAUGUGGUAGGCUACAAUUUCUGCCUGAAGAGUUUGGGGAGCUUCGGAAACUUGCAUUCCUCAACCUUUCAUAUUGUUCCCAGCUUCAAACGCUGCCUUCAAAUUUUGGUGGCCUUCAGGAUCUUUCAUAUCUCAAUCUAUUGCACUGUUACAAACUUCAUGGGCUGCCUGAUUCUUUCAUCUACCUAGCAAAUAUGAUACAUCUAAAUAUGUCCUUCUGCCGCCAGUUGAAACUGCUGCCUAGUGGGUUAUUUAAGUACAUGAAGAAACUUCUAGUCUUGAAUUUGUCUGGUUGUACCUCUCUUGAAGUUCUUCCUGAAUUUUGCAAUAUUGAUGCUGGCUGUCGGAUGUUGAAAACUUUGGAGUUACCAGAUUGUACUAAUCUGGCUGUCCUUCCCAAAUCCUGUACCAGUCUUUGUGAGCUCCGGUGUUUAAAUCUAUCAGGUUGUUCUCGAAUUCAGAACUUUCUAAAUUUGAUUCCGCAGUGGAAAUUCGGUAAGUUGGAGUACCUAAAUCUCUCCGAGGUCGGUGCAAAAGCUUAUUUUGAAGAUCCAGGAACCUCUGCGGGAAAUGUAGGGAGUUCAGAAGACCCUAAUAGAGAACUAGAGUUAGGUAUGCUGCAAGAGGAUAUUGUGACCCAACGUUUGGUUUAUCUUAAAUACCUGUCAGUUGGAGGGUUCACACUCUUCUCAGAACAAGGCAUUGCAAGCUUGGUAGACCUUCUAACCUUGCCCAAUUUUGAUGUACAGACACAACCCGGUGACAACCAAAGCAAUAUUAAGCUUCUCCAGCAGAUUCUGGAUCUCACACAUCAUGAGUUAAACAUCAAAUGCCUUGAGAAUGUGGUAUCACCAGAGGAAGCAAAGCAAGUGGAACUGGGUAGGAAUCAACAACUUCAUUUCUUGAGUCUUGAAUGGUCCUCAUCUGAUAUUGGGUCUUCUAUUGGAAAGGAUCGUCUAACAAAGGCUACCGAAGUGCUGGAACAUUUGAAGCCCCAUCAGAAUUUACAGCAUCUCUCUAUAAAAGGCUACAGCGGCACAAUAUUUCCAGAUUGGAUUAACAAUAUAAAUGAUGCACUCCCGAAUCUGGUGAAAAUAAUAUUGUCUGAUCUCAAGGGAUGUGACCACAUUCCUGCAUUGGGAAAUUUGCCAAAUCUACAAGAACUGGAAAUCAAUGAUAUGCCCCUGCUUGGCCAUGUAAGAAUUGUACCAUGCAAGAAGCUAAGACGACUUGCAUUGGUUAAUCUGCGAGAAUACACCACUGUACAUAUAUUUUAUGAUGACAACACUGAGACUCAAGUAAAUGAGGUGGUGGAAUUAAGUCACGACUGUGAUAAGGUAGAGAAACUAACAGGAGACGAGAUAAGACUACAUGAAGUUGCAUCAAGUUGUGACUGUAGUGAGGAAGAGAGGAAAACAGCAGAAAAAACUGACGAGUUAGCUGGUUCUCUUCCUUCAAACAGGCAAUCUAAAAGAAAGUGGCAUAUCAUGGCCUGUGAAGGCCAAGACCUAAAGUCUAUGGUAGGAGCCCGAGCUCUGCGUGUGAAGGUCAAGGAUUUGUUGAAAGGUCCAUAUUGUGGCAAGUGGAGGGAAACAUACAUAACACAGGACACUGCAGGUGCCGGAAAUGACUCACCUGCUGUAAUGAGCAGCAAGCCGGCACUAACUCCAGGUCCAUCUAAUGAAACAACAGAACAAGCAGCAGUCCCUACGCUUGAUUACUUCAAGAUAGAAAGCUGUCAGAACCUACGACUGUAUCCAUAUUACAUCCCAAUGUGUGAAGAGUUGUUCAUCAAUGAUAGCAGUAUCGACCUGGAUGAUAUGGAACAGGAGUCAUCUGAGUCACCUGCAGUUACCAGUAGCAGGCCGGCACUAACUCCAGGUCCAUCUAUUGAAACAAGAGAACAAGCGGUCCCUAGGCUUGAUUUGUUCAAGUUAGAAAGCAGCCAGAACCUACAACUGUAUCCAUAUUACAUCCCAAUGUGUGAAGAGUUAUUCAUCAAGGAUAGCAGUCUUGAUCUGGAUGAUAUGGAACAGGAGUUAUCUGAGUCACCUGCAGUUACCAGUAGCAGGCCGGCACUAACUCCAGGUCCAUCUAUUGAAACAAGAGAACAAGCAGCAGUCCCUACGCUUGAUUACUUCAAGUUAGAAAGCAGCCAGAAUCUACAACUGUAUCCAUAUUACAGCCCAAUGUCUGAAGAAUUAUUCAUCAAGGAUAGCAGUCUCGAUCUGGAUGAUAUGGAAUCAGAGUCACCUGGAAUGCUCGGACAGGAGUUAUCUUACGGAAUGUAUGAAGGGGAGUUUGGUUCCUUAAUGCACGGACGAGACCCCACUUCCAGAAGGUACAGAUCGGAGUCUAUUUCUGGAACCUCACGGAAACUCAAGAUAGCAAAUUGCAACCAGCUGUCUCUUGGUCGGCUGUUGCUUUUAUUAAAAUCAUCACUACAGGAACUCGAAAUUGAUAGCAUGGAAAGGAUCGAUGACUCCAUGCGCGGACGGUACAUGGACAAAUGGGAGUCUAUCUCUGGAACCCUACGGAAACUCAAGAUAACAAAUUGCAACCAGCAUAUUGUUAACCGACUGUUGCUUCUAUUCAAAUCAUCACUACAGGAACUUGAAAUUGAUGGCAUCAAAAGCAUUGAUGCCUUGCCAUCAAAUCUGUUCGAAAUGACCAGAUUGGAAAAAAUCACUAUAUCAUCUCUUGAGCUUCAAGAAGCAAAAGGGAGCAACAAUAUUAGGAAACAACUGUACGUUUCUGGAAUUGCAUACAUCAAUACAAGACAUGUGGCUCUUUUUACUGUGAGACCGAAGCAAGGGGGUUGGGUGGGCUCAAGCCCCACCUACAUCCGGCAGACCGAAGAAGAGGAGACCGAAGAAGAAGAGACCGAAGAAGAAGAGACCGAAGAAGAGGAGGAAGAGCACCGCCUACACUUUGCCGCUGGUUCCAACACCAGUUGCUCCAGUAACUUCUCUCUUCUAUAUCAGUAUCUUGAUAAUGAAAUUCAGUCGCUAAUGAUCCACGGUCUUGAGCAUAUUGAUGAGACAGUAGAGGAAGUAAGCGAAUGCAGCGAGUUGGCUCAAUAUCGGCAACUGCAGUCACUGAUUUUGAUGUGGUCCAGAAGCAGUUUACCACAGGAUUCAAGCAUAGUCAAUGACAUUGUGGUUCUCCGGAAACUCCAGCCUCAUGGGAACCUAGAAACACUUGAAAUACAAGGCUAUAGGGGUGAUACAUUUUGUUCCUGGGUAACGAAUAUAAGUUAUUUCCUUCCAAAUCUUGUGAAAGUUGAGCUUUCUAACAUAUUAUGGUGCCAACAUAUCCCUUUAUUAUUAGGCCAACUAUCAAACUUAGAAGUGCUGCACAUCUCAAAUAUGCCUAGCAUCAGAAAAGUUGGUGGUGAUAUAUAUGGGGCUGACAGGGCAUUUAUGAAACUGAGAGAACUUACGCUUGCAAGUAUGGACAACCUGGAGGAGUGGACGACCACACUAUCAACUCGUGAUGAUGAGCAGAGGCUUCAGGAAAUCCAUGGAGAUGAAAUAUUAUUUCCUAAUCUCCAAGUACUUACCAUUAGAAACUGCCCCAGGCUGAGGUUUGUUCCAGCUUUCCCUGGAAGCCGGAGCUGCAUCAUAGAAAGAAGCAGCGAUGUACUAUCAUCUGAGAGAUACAUUGGAAGUUCGAAUUUGGCAUUAUUGAACUUGCAAAUACGGAACUGUGGCAUUUCUUCAGAUAUUUCCAAACUUCUUCAGUACUGUGUUAAUCUGGAAAAACUGAGUGUUCAUUCCUGCACGGACCUUAUCACCUUGCCAGAAAGCAUCCGAAGCUACUGCUUCCUCAGGGAACUGGAGAUAGUAAACUGUUGGGAAUUUUCUGCUCUACCGGAUUGGCUUGGAGAACUGACGUCGCUACAGAAGCUGACAGUGCACGCUGCCAAACUGGAGGUUUUACCCCAAUCGAUCCGAUACCUGACUACUUUGGACACGUUAGUUCUCAAGAAGAGCAAUUUCAGAAUCCUUGAGGGUUGCACACUGGGAAAGGACUUUGACAAUAUUAAACACAUCAAACAUAUACGUUAUAAACCUCAGAGACCUGUUCUUUCCUUCUGCAGAAGUGGCCCUCAUAUUGUUGAGCUACAAAUUGAGGAUCUUCAUCUUGUCAACCGAGCAGAGGAAGCAGAGGAUUUGAAUUUGAUUGGGAAAAAGAAUCUGCGUUCACUGAGUUUGGACUGGAGUUCUUAUUAUAAAGAAAGCUUACCUAAUAAGCUUGUUUUAGAAAAGCUCCAGCCAUAUGAUAGCCUCGAAAUACUUUGUAUAAAUAAUUAUACCGGUGUUGAUUUCCCUCUUUGGAUGUCAUCACUCUCAAACCUUGUCAAAGUGGAGCUCUCCAAUGUGCGAAUUGAGCACCUGCACCUGGAUCAGUUACAGAGUCUGGAAGAGCUGCACAUUUCUCGGAUACAGAGCCUAGGGUCGGAAGUUUGCAUCUGGUGCACCGAACCACUUAGAAAGCUCCGAAGGAUUGUCUUGUCCGCAUUAGCCAAGCAGGAGUUGAAAAUAUCCAUGAGGGAGGAGCUGGGUCGCGACGAGAAUUUAUUCCCACGCCUUCAGGAUUUGGAGGUACACUGUUGUUUUGGAUUGAGGUUCGAACCAUCAAUCCCAAGGAGUGCUAGGUAUGUAGUAUCAGGUAGGGAAGGAACACAACGCCAAGGUCUUUUGCCAUCUUUCCAUCGAAUCAUGGGGCCAUCUGUCCCUGCUUCGUUAUCUAAAAUGGAGAUCAGGUGUAGCAGUGGGUUGUCAUCCGCAUCCUGGAACGACCUACGACACUUUGACAUCGGGGAAUUGAUUAUUGACGACUGUUCUGAUGAGAUGCCUUUGCCAGAGAGCAUUCGGGGAUGGAGAUCCCUCCAGAAAAUACAGAUUUUGAACUGUGACCAAAUUACAACACUGCCGGAGUGGUUGGGCGAGAUGACCUCCCUCCGGGAGCUCACGGUGGAGACCUACUUUAUGAAAACUUUACCUGCAUGCAUCCAACGGCUCACUGGAUUGCAGGCUUUGACCCUGUCAAAAUGCGGAUCAGUGCUUGUGGAAAGAUACAAGUUCGGGGAGGACAAGGAUAAGAUAGUACACAUUCCAAAUUUACAUAUAGAGCGGAGAAAAUGGACCUUCUCUUCUUCAACAUCCGCGCUGUAAACAUAGGAUCAAUCUUCUCCAGCAUCACAGAAGGUGAGAAGGGAUCACGCGCUGUUCAGCAUCAGGACACCAUCCACCGAAAUCAAUAUCCAUGUCCGAAGCAGCCUACAGAGAUACUGAGCAUGGCAUCAUUUGAGGCUAAGUCAAAGGAUAGCAAAGAGCCAAAGAUCAAUGAUGAAGCUGGCUAGAGAACUAGAGUAGUUGAUGGGACAACACUAGCUGUUACUUAUAUGUGAUGAAGACAAAAUCAUCUUCUUAAUUAGGUACUACUAAGUUUGGAUAAACAAUAGAGUUAUCAGUAUCACAUCAAUUCGUGCUCCAGCAAAUCCCAGAAUACCAUGUUACAUAAAUAUUGAAAUUCUUGUGAUAAAUUUUAAUACAUUAAUUAUCUUUACUCUAA